GUGUAGGUGGCAGCAUGAACACCAACGUGCUGACCUUCAGGAAUUUCACAAUAAACCCCGCCGAGGCGGCUACUAUUGCUAUUGAUUCGUUCCUACUAGGGGAGGAGGACGGGUCGACGGAGAAGAUCACCGGGUACGGGUAGGCCGAGGAAAAGGAUGGCCGGCGUUUCGUGGGAUGGCACAACUCUGGAAGACCCAAAAAGGCAUCGCGCUACGAAAAAAAGAACAACCAAGAACGCUGCCCGAGCGUUGGCAGUUGAGCAGCACAGUCCGCCGACCUGUGGCGCGAGCCGCUAGUUGCAAAACGGUCACCGUUCGCCGCUGUGCUGAGUAG
Amoebophrya sp. A120 is the source of this 334-nucleotide messenger RNA. NCBI's taxonomy places the organism in Eukaryota, Dinophyceae, Syndiniales, Amoebophryaceae. The record is from the annotation of a GenBank genome assembly.